Molecule: messenger RNA, 1158 nt
Organism: Triticum turgidum subsp. durum (durum wheat)
Lineage: Eukaryota; Viridiplantae; Streptophyta; Magnoliopsida; Poales; Poaceae
Source: the annotation of a GenBank genome assembly
AUGCUCCGCCUCCGUGGCUGCAUCCUCGUGCGGCUCCUCUCUUCUCCAGCCACCUCUCAGGGCCCCCCUCUCCACCGCCCCCUCUCCGCGGCCGCCGCGCCCGCCGUUUCCCCAAACCCUAGCUUCGUCGUCGACGACUACCUCGUCUCCACCUGCGGCCUCACCCGAGCGCAGGCCCUCAAGGCCUCCGCCAAGCUCUCCCACCUCAAGUCCCCCACCAAGCCCGACGCCGUCCUCGCCUUCCUCGCCGGCCUCGGCGUCUCCGCCGCCGAUGUCGCCUCCCUCGUCGCCAAGGACCCGCUGUUCCUCUGCGCCAGCGCGGAGAAAACCCUGGCCCCCGUCGUAGUCGAGCUCGCCGGCCUCGGCCUGUCGCAUUCCGAGAUCGCGCGCCUCGUCCCGCUCUCCUUCCUCCACUUCCGCUCCAGGUCCAUUGUUUCCAAGCUGCAGUACUACCUGCCCCUGUUCGGCUCCUCGGAGAACCUCUUCCGGGUGCUCAAGCUCGGCUACCUCGCCGGUGCUGACAUCGAGGGGACGGUCAAGCCCAACGUCGCGCUCCUACGGCAGUGCGGGCUAGACGACUGCGAUAUCACCAAGCUGUCCCUCACUAAGCGUGGAGUCCUGAGCAGCAAGCCAGAGCGCGUCGGGGCGAUGGUGGCAUGCGCCGAAGGCCUUGGCGUGCCUCGUGGCUCGGGGAUGUUCAGGCACGCGUUGGAUGCUGUCGGAUUCAUCGGUCAGGAGAAGAUCGCCGCCAAAGUGGCCUACUUGAAGAAGACUUUCAGGUGGUCAGACGCUGAGGUGAGCAUUGCUCUGCGUAAGGCUCCGUGUGUGCUGAGGAAGUCAAAGGAAUUACUGCAGCGCAGGUCUGAUUUCCUCAUCUCUGAGGUGGGGUUGGAACCGUCCUACAUUGCUCAACGGUCAGUAAUUAUCAAUUACAAGCUGGAGGGCCGGAUGAAACCCAGGUACUACGUUGUAAAGUUUCUCAUGGAAAAUGGAUUGCUCAAGUGCAAACCAGGCUACUACUAUACCGCUUUCAAGGUGAGAGAGAAGGUAUUCAUGGAGAAGUUCAUUUGCCCUCACAAGGAAGUUGCGCCGCACCUCUCUGAAGACUAUGCAAGAGCUUGUGAAGGGGUAGUGCCGGCUAGAUUCAGAUUUACAUGA